GGUGAGAAAGAGUGACAGAGGAAGAGAGAGAGUGAGGAAAGGAGUCUAAGUGGAACAGGUUCUCUGUGGUAUUAGCUCCACCUCAGUCAGCAGACAUGGCCAACUUUGCCGGCAUCUGGAAAAUGAAGAGCAGCGAGAAUUUCGACGAACUUCUCAGAGCUUUGGGCGUGAACGCCAUGCUGAGGAAAGUAGCGGUGGCAGCCGCUUCGAAUCCCCACGUGGAGAUCCGGCAGGACGGCGAGCAGUUCUAUAUCAAGACAUCCACCAGCGUACGCACCACCGAGAUCAACUUCCGGGUCGGCGAGGAGUUUGACGAGGAGACCGUGGACGGGAGAAAGUGCAAGAGUCUCGCCACCUGGGUGUCAGAGAACAAACUCAGUUGUAAGCAGACUCUGGUGGACGGUGACGGACCAAAAACCUUCUGGACCCGAGAACUCAACGGCGAUGAGUUGACGCUGAUUUUCGGGGCUGACGACGUGUUGUGCACCCGCAUUUACGUGCGGGAGUGAAGUUCCAGGAUACGGCGGAUGAAUAAUUUGGGAUCAGAUUUCCAAUGCUAAUAUGCUAAGCUACAAUAUUCCAUAGACGUAGUCUCCACACACUUUCGUUAUGUUGUCUCUUGUUUAUGGCAUUGGACAUGGAUUUGACAUGGAUUUUCAAGCACAAGAAAGAAUAAAAAUCAUUAAAGAAAAAUCUUUAUAUCUAUGUCAGAGACUCUGUGAUGCUAUUUUAGCUUUAGGAUUUAAGAGAGCAAUUAUGGCAUUUAUGGAUUAAAACAGGAUCU
Messenger RNA from Corythoichthys intestinalis (scribbled pipefish), 784 nucleotides. RefSeq names its product cellular retinoic acid-binding protein 1. Lineage: Eukaryota; Metazoa; Chordata; Actinopteri; Syngnathiformes; Syngnathidae. Gene Ontology annotation, molecular function: fatty acid binding; retinoic acid binding. The coding region runs from base 96 to 509 and encodes 137 amino acids. Gene Ontology annotation, cellular component: cytosol; nucleus. The record is from RefSeq and is a predicted model, not a curated record. The transcript has 4 exons. Gene Ontology annotation, biological process: fatty acid transport.